Messenger RNA from Mya arenaria, 17612 nucleotides. RefSeq names its product titin-like. Gene Ontology annotation, biological process: protein phosphorylation. Gene Ontology annotation, molecular function: ATP binding; protein binding; protein kinase activity. NCBI's taxonomy places the organism in Eukaryota, Metazoa, Mollusca, Bivalvia, Myida, Myidae. The record is from RefSeq and is a predicted model, not a curated record. The transcript has 75 exons. Bases 298 to 15669 code for a protein of 5123 amino acids.
UUUAAUGUUUUAAAGGAUAGUUUUAUAUUUGUUGGCUAUUUUAAUUAGGCUAUUAUCUGGGCUAGCUAUUGCUCAUGUAUUGUUCUUGAUCAAUUAUAAAUAAUAGUUGUUGUUUUUGAUCUUGUAAAUAUUAUUUUCUUGUUUGUGUAAAUAUUGGAUUGAUUUCAUUGGAUUUAGUUUGUGUGAUAUGAGGAAUUCCUUGAUGAUGAUGUAGGGAGUGUGGGACAUCAGAAACAACAGAUCGCAACAACAGACGCAGACAAUAACUUGGAUAUAGACAACACUGACCCAGACAAAAUGCCGGAGCGACGCAAGAUGAAGUCGCCGAGUCCGAAGAUGACAUCGACGCCAAAGAUGAAGAGGAAGGAGAUUGAUCGUGAAGACUCGGCAACAUCUGACAUUCAGAAGCGACUCGGCUAUUCUGAGAACCCUGCUCCUAAGAAAGAGUUUUCGACCCCCGGGGUGGAGCUGACGGAGUACAAUGACGGCACGACCAGGCCCAUGUUCAAGAAACGACUGAAGGCGGUCUCUGCAAACUCGGGUGAAAUGGCCCAACUAGAGUGCGUAGUGUCGGGCUCUCCCCUUCCCAAGGUACUCUGGUUGAAAAACAACCGCCCAUUGAAGGCUAGCGAUGGAUGUAAGGUUGUCGUGGACGAGGGAUCGAACAUUCUCGUGUUUCCCAACGCGCGUGAUGAAGAUGUGGGAACGUACACGGCAAGGGCAAUGAAUGUGAACGGAUCCAUCAUGUGCUCUACUGAGUUCUCUCUUACUGAUGGUAGAGGCCAGCCAGCCCAGCCAAUGCUGGACAGCCCUAUGGACAUGGAUUUCACCACGCCAGCCUACUUCUUCCAGAUGUCCAGCUGUGAGGUGUCCGAGGGUCGACUGGCCAGAUUCGACUGCCGAGUGGUUGCCUAUCCUCGACCUGAGAUUGUCUGGAUGAGAGAUGGAAAAGUGGUUGAGGCCGCUGACCGUUUCAAGCUUCUCAACUUCAACAAUGAGAUCUACUCCCUGCUGAUCCAGGAUGUCCGCCUGACUGACACUGGACGAUACACAUGCUGGGCCAGGAACAAGUUUGGGGAAGCCAUGACUGAGGCUUACCUCAAUGUCAUAAGUCUGACCGAGGAGAAGGAUGAAGGAGACAUCGCCCCGAAGUUCUUGACCCGCUUCUAUGACCAGCAGACCACUGAGGGAACCGCCACAGACUUCAAGUGCCUGAUUGCAGGGCGGCCAGAGCCCGACAUCACCUGGCUGGUGAAUGAUGGGGAGCUGCAAGACCAGGCUGGUAUCCGGACACGACACAAGGAUGGGGUGGUCAGUCUGGAGAUCAAGAAACCAAAGCUUGACCACUCUGGCCAAUACACCUGCCAGCUGAAAAAUACCCUGGGAGAUGCGGCGUGCAGUGCCAAGUUGAUUGUGGUCGAAGACAAGCUGCGUGGGAAGAUGUUACCCAAGUUCCUGCGCAAGUUUGACCAUGUUAACGCAAAGGAGGGCGAGGAGGUGAAGUUCACCUGUGUGAUUGUGGGGGAGCCCCGCCCAGAGGUGCAGUGGAUGUUUGAACACAAACCCAUCAGUGACACGAACCGUCACUUCUCCAUGAAGCAGGAGGGCGACUCGUACACUCUGAUAGUUAAGGGUGUUCGCUAUGACGAUGCUGGUAAGAUCACUUGCAAGGCUUUCAACGAGGAAGGCGAGGUCUACUGUAGCGCCAACCUGCAUGUCCGUGAGCCCAAGUAUGUCAGGGACACUCCAGAGAAGACUGGUGUGUCAGGCCGUGACGAGAUGGACUCCAGGUUUGGGUAUGUGCCCACCUUCACCAAGCGUCUCCAUGACGUCGAGGCCAAGGAAGGCUCAAAGGCCAUGUUUGAGUGCCGGGUCAUGGGGAUCCCAGAGCCCGAGAUAUCAUGGAUGAAAGAUGGUAGAGUGAUCGUGCCUGGUGGACGCUUCCACAUGACAUCAGAGGGGGGAACCUGCCAGAUGACAAUUGACAAUAUCACACCCCAGGAUGCAGGCGUGUACACGUGUAUCAUCUCCAACGCCCAGGGGAAAUCUUCCUCUACUGCCUCUCUCAAGCUGGAAGAGCCAGUAAAGAAGAAAGAAAGAUUCACACCAGAAAAAACUUUGGAUGAAAGGCUGUCAAGGAAGGACCGUUACACACCAGACAAGUAUCUGCUGGAAGACACAGGUGUGAAACGCCCAUACCCGGAGAUAGACAAAUAUGACUCUAAAGCAAGGAAGCCAUAUGAAUCACCAAAAACUGGCAGAAAGGAUGAUUCCUUCAAAACAAGGCGAAGACUCUCAUUUGACAGCCCAAAAACGACGUUUGACGCCCAAAAACAAUCCUAUGAGAGCCUUAUCGGAUCAUCAUAUGAGAGUCCCAUCCGAUCUUCAUAUGAGAGCCCCAUUAGGACACCAUAUGAAAGUCCAAAAUCCUAUGAGCGCCCAAGGUCAAUGUAUGACAGCCCAACAGGCUAUGAGAGCCCAAAAUCAUAUGAAAGUACCAAAUCAUAUGAAGGUCUGAAGUCAUAUGAUAGCCUGAAGUCAUAUGAAAGCCUGAAGACAUAUGGAAGCCCGAAGUCAUACGAAAGCCCAAUGUCAUAUGAAAGCCCAAUGUCAUAUGAAAGCCCAAAGUCAUAUGAAAGCCUGAAGCCAUAUGAAAGCCCAAAAUUGUAUGAAAGCCCAAAGACAUAUGAAAGCCUGAAGUCAUAUGAAAGCCCAAAGUCAUAUGACAGUCCUAAAUCAUACAGAAGCCCAAGACUAACAUAUGAUAGACAGAGAUUCAGAUUUGACAGUCCAGUUCAAACCUACGAUGCAAGAAAACCCUAUGAGCCAGUGAGAAGCUUCUCCAUUGGAAAGGAAGAAUCCAAGCCAGUUUUGCCAAAGAUACCUUUCGAUCGCCCAACACUGCUUAACAGACGAGAAGAUUCUGUGAAUCUGUCAUGGCUUCCUGCACCGACUUACAACCUGCCAGAUGAUGCAAGAAGAGUCACAUACACCGUGGAGUCUCGUGAAGUGCCGAACCAGGAGUGGACAAAGGUAGCAUCAAACCUUCCCUCGACAACGUACACCGCCCGACACCUAAGGCCUGACAAGGAGUAUGAGUUCAGGGUGCGAGCCCAGAACCAGCAUGGCUUCAGCGAGCCGACGUGGAAUGCCACUCUGGAGAGGAGAGUUGAUGACAGCAGAAGGGGGCUGGAGUUGCCGGAGAUGAAAGCACCCCCACGCCUGCCAACCCAUCGACCAAUCAUCACAGACCUUGGAGAAGAGACCAUCAGGUUGGCGUGGAGACCAGUGGAGACAUACCAGGCCAAGAGAACACCACCAGUGUCUUACAGACUGGAGGCUAAGGAGUUGCCAGGUAAGGACUGGAUGCCUCUGUCCAGCCGUCUGCGUGACACGAGCCACUACCUGUCAGAGCUUCCAUAUGACAGAGAUUACAUGAUCAGGGUGCGUGCAGAGAACGAUUUCGGAGUCAGCGAGCCGACAGAACCGCUGUGGCUUCCAAGAGCAAGAGCCUUCCCUGGUGUACCAGUGACAAGGCCAGAGAUCACAGAUUACGAGGAUACAAGUGUGAGACUGUCCUGGACCCGGGUGGACAUACCCUCCUUCCAGAUGGAUGAUUCUCCUCUGCUUUACAUGAUCGAGGUUGAAGAGCCACCCUCAAGAGACUGGCGCACUGUUGCUUCUGACCUGUAUGAUACAGAGCACCUUGUUGAAGGUCUGCGCCCAGGCCAGGAUUACAGGUUCAGGGUACGGGCCAAGACUCCCAGGGGCGUGGUCAGUGAGCCCUCACCAGCUGUGUCCCUAUAUACUGCUCUAGCUCGCAGCCACGCUCCUGUGGACAGACUGGAGGUCCUACAGUACGAACCAGACACAAGCAGUGUGCAGUUGUCAUGGCAACGUGUGGAUAUUCCUCCCUAUAAUCGUGACGAUGAACCCCUCAUGUACAUGCUGGAGUACCAGGAACCCCCACUCCCAGACUGGAAACCACUUGUUACUGGCAUCCCAACAACUCGGUACAGGGUAAUGCAUCUGGAUUCAGACCGAGACUACAAGUUCAGGGUGCGGGCCUUCACACCAUACGGAGUCAGUCCUCCAUCCCCUGCCCUGCCAGUCACCCUCAGGCAGUCCCCUAUCUCAAGGCCAUUACCUGAGGCGGUGAUCAUUUCGGAGGUGGAGCCCGAUUCCCUGAGGUUGACAUGGCGACGACCCAUGCAUGACCUCUCACAGCCAAUCAGCUAUCAGGUUGAGAUGCUUGAACCGCCCUUUACUGACUGGCGACCAAUCGCUUCUAGGAUCACUGACACUACCUACAAGGUCACAGGUCUGCGUCCAACCCGUGAUUACCAGUUCCGGGUGAUCCCCCAUGCUGAAACAGGCUACAUGGAGCCUACACCUUCUGCUGCCCUAACAACACUACCGGUGCGUCCAAGACUGCCAAUGACAGAACCAAAACUGAGGGAGCUCACCCCAGAGUCAGUGCAGUUGUCAUGGCGCCCUGCGGAGUUUCCAGCCUACCAGAGAAUGCGCACCCCAAUCUACUACAAGGUGGAGAUGGCAGAACAGCCAACCAACAACUGGGUACCAGUGGCUAGAAGACUUCCAGAUACUUCAUACAACGUCACCGGUUUGAAGCCUGAAAUUGACUACAAGUUCAGGAUUGUAGCAGAGACAGAUACCGGCUUCAGUGAACCCAGUCUCCCGGCAACAUUGAAUAGGCAACCAGUACCGCGAUUCCCCACAACUGAACCCCUGAUCAAGGAUAUCAGCCAGAACACAGUGACCCUGGCCUGGACCCCAGCUGAGGUGCCCCGUGGGGACUACAGUGUUUCUUAUCAAGUGGAGGUGCAGACACCACCAGGUAUUUCAAGCUGGCGUACUCUGUACAACAACCAUCCAAACCCGUCAGUAAGACUGGCCGACCUUCGCCCAGACCUGGACUACCUUGUUAGGGUUCGGGCUCAGAGUGGAACCUACCUCAGUGAGCCCACACUGCCUGUUUAUAUACCCAGGAGAGCUGCUCCACCCAGGCUACCCCAGGAAGAGCCCUAUGCCGUCCAUAUUGGGUCAGAUCACAUCAAGUUGCAGUGGAGGUCUGCUGAUCUACCCUCCCACAUCCUUGACUACGCCCCUGUCACCUACAGAUUGGAGGCCCAGGAGCUGCCAAACACAAACUGGGUGACAAUAGCCCGGGGCAUCUCCCACACAGACUUCAAGGUGACCGGACUCAAGCCCAAGCAGGACUACUCAUUCAGGAUACGGGCAGAGAAUGAGUACGGGGUCAGUGACGCCACACGGCCUAUGGUCAUGAAGAAACGAUCUGUUGCCCCCCAUCUGCCCAAUCAGCAGCCUUUGAUGUACGACUAUGGACCGGGGUCCGUCCAUCUGUCCUGGAGACCGGCGUCACUACCAUCGUACGCCACCUCAACGUCGCCAAUGUCUUACUCCAUCUUUGUACAGGAGCACCCAUUUACGUCAUGGCGCCCGCUGGUGCGUGGGAUCCCUCACACCUCCUACCAUGUGACUGGGCUCAACCCAGACAAAGAGUACAUGUUUAGGGUGCAGGCAGAGAACGAGUAUGGCACAAGCAGGCCUAGUGAUAGUGUUCGCCUACUCAAAUAUGCAGUCACCAAGUUAGAGCCCAAACAGCGUGAUACAGGUAUUGCGGCCCCAGACCUAUGGAGGCCAAUUUCGAUGCCCGAGAUUUCCGACUACGAAGAUGACCGAACCUCCUUGAAGAUCCGUUGGCGCCCCACCCCUGCUCCUCAUUUCGACACCACCAAACUACCAGGCCGGUACACAGUUGAGAGGUGGGAACCAGUGAAGCAUGAAUGGAGCCCCGUUGCACGAGGAAUUCCCGACACGACGUACCAAGUGCGCGACCUCCCUCGCUUCCCUGACCAUGUUUUCCGCGUGAGGAUGGACUCAGAGUUACCUGCUCUUAGUGAGCCAUCGCUGCCCGUGUCGCUUAGCAGAUUCUCCAGUACCCCGAGGGUCCCAAUCUAUCGCCCCCAGCUGUACGAGGUGGACAGCGACACAGUCAAGUUGUCAUGGCAACCAGUGCACCUGCCAGACACAGGGGCUAGAAGGAUCGUCAGGUACACAGUUGAACAGCGUGAGAUUCCCGAGACCCGCUGGUUCUCGGCUCUGUCCGACAUCACUGACACCCACUGCAAGAUACGAGGGCUCCGGCCGAAACUGGACUACGAGUUCAGGGUGAAGACCAUCAUUGACGGAGCUCCCUCUGAACCCUCCCUGCCUGUGUCACUGUUCAGGAGAGCUGUGAUCCCUAAGGUUCGUUUCGAUGCCCCUGAGGUGUACGACAUGGAUGACUCCUCGCUGUCCCUCCGCUGGAACACCGUGGACGUCCCAGCCUUCAAAAACGACGAGGAACCGCUCCUGUUCAUCAUUGAACGUCAGACGCUGCCCGAAUACGAGUGGCAGCCCAUCGCUACAAACGUGUCUGACAGGAGUUAUAGAGUGCAAGGACUUGAGCCGUACCGGGAUUACAACUUCCGCGUACGUGGCAUUCAUCCAUCUGGCUACACUGAGCCGUCCCCCUACGUCCCGGUCUACAGGCGACCAAUUCGUCCGUCCGUGCCUGUGGCCUACCCUGAGGUUUGGGAAGAGGAACCAUCUACUGCUAGACUUCGAUGGCAGCGCGCCUACAUACCCCGAUAUUACAGUAACACCGAGCCCAAAUACAGAGUUGAGAUGCAAGAAGCUGACGCCACUAAUUCUGAAUGGCGUCCCGUGGCAACACACGUGCACAAUCGUGAUGUCACAGUACCGGAAGUGAGUCCCCGGAAGGACUACAACUUCCGUAUCCGGGCGGAAAUGGAAAAUGGAGACUUGGGAGAGCCCACUCCGCCGAUACACUACCACAGGACAAGAGUGCCGAUGGUCAAGUACAACCUGGAAGAGUUCAAGCCAGUCCAGUACGAGGCGAUCUUCCUCAACAGACCCUACCUCGACCAUCUCUGUAAAUACGUGCCCCCGCGCAUGCCCAUUGAGAAACCGGAUAUGAUAAUCAUGUCACCUGACAACAUCGAACUCACGUGGCAUCAGGCACGUGUACCGGAUGCUAUCAAAAACACGUGCAACCUCACUUAUACCAUCGAAGUUCGAUGCCCGCCGUCGUUUGAGUGGCGGGAGGUGGCUUCCGGUCUGAAGGUGUGUUUCCAUAAUGUCUCCGAACUGCACCCCAAGGUCGACUACGUGUUCAGAGUCCGCGCUUGGAACGAGUAUGGUUGCUCUGAGCCAAGCCUGCCCGUGUCCCUAUACAGACCGUAUAGCGUAAAACACGAGAUGGACGAUGAAGAGUUCGAUAGGGAAUGGGAGCUCAGGUUCGGCGCUCAAGAAGAGAACGACAUGCAGAAAGUUCCGCCGAAGUUGCCUAUGGAUACACCACGGAUUGUUACCCAGUCUGCCGACUCGAUAUGGUUCUCCUGGCACCCGGCUCGUAUUCCUGCAUACGCCACGCAGACACAGAUCACAUACGUCGUCGAAGUCAAAGAGCCCCCCUCGACUCAAUGGAAGAGGGACAUAGCCGGUCUCCUGGACUGCCAGUAUGUACGGGAGGGACUUGACCCCAGCAAGGAGUACCAUAUUCGAGUGAAGGCGGAGACAGAGCAUGGCCCUAGUGAACCCACGCUGCCUAUUAUAUUACGAGGCAAAGGUUCCCGGCCUACUUCGCGGCGGUCCAGUGUGGAGAGGGAUGACCGGGAAGAGUUGAAGCUUAACACCACGUACCUUGACACACUCACUUCCGGAGUGCCUCCCCGCAUGGCCUCUACACGGCCUUUGAGCUCUAACGUGGGUCCUGACCGUCUGACGCUUAGUUGGACUGCCUGUCGUGUCCCAGCAUACGUCAAGACUUCCGGUAUCACGUACACCAUUGAAAAGAGGGAGCCGCCAGGUCACGUGUGGACCGUUCUCGCCAAGGACGUGACCACCACCCGCCACGAGAUCACGGGCCUCGAUCCAGAACGUGACUACAUGUUCCGCGUGCGCGCGCGCAACGAGUUCGGCACUAGUGACGCCACACUUCCGCUUACACUGUACCGGGACAGAGAUGACUACGUACCCCAGAGGCGGCGCUCCCGAUCCAACUCCCGGGACAGUGUCAGCCAGAUGCUAGCCGCCCGCGUCGGACGCCGCUCUUCAUCUUUCGACUUCGGCAGCAUGCGCCCCAGUGACACGGAGCCGGAAAGGAGCUCAGUGGAUAGGAUGCCUGUCCAGCCGGAGUACCUGGCGACUUCAUACGACACACAGUACGGGGUGUGGGGCCGGAAGGGGCGGAUAUCUCUGCAGAUCCGCGGCCACCCGAUCCCCACCGUACACUGGUAUAAGGGGGAGGAGAAGAUACAAUACGGGGACAUGUACAACGCUUUCGUAUCGCCAAAAGGCGACAUAGUUCUCGAGAUCCAGUCCGUGACACCGGAAACAGCUGGCCAGUACAAGUGUUACGCCGAGAACGCCUCCGGGGCAGCGGUCAAGGUCGUCUUUUUCGAACUCGCCGAACCACCGACAAUCCUUGAAACGAUGAAGGACGUGGUGGUGGGGCAGGACGAGAUCGCUUGCCUCAAGUGUCGCGUGGACGGAUUCCCCAACCCCACUGUCAAGUGGCUCAAGGACUGGCGGCCGUUGUCCGAUUCCGCCCACGUGCGAAUCUCCAACUCGACACCGGAGACCCAUAUGUUGGAGAUCCUGACACCGCUGGACACAGACAGCGGUCUCUACGCAUGCGUCGUAGAAAAUGCAGCGGGAAAGGUCACCGUGUCGGGAAGACUCACUGUGGAAUUCGAAACGGUGCCAGGUUUCGAAGACGUAAACAUUCGAUCAACACCGAUUGAAGAAAAGUAUCAUGUCCUGGAGGAAAUCGGCAGGGGCCGGUACGGCGUGGUCCGUCGAGUGGUCGAGAUUGAGACGGGCCGUCAGUUUGCCGCCAACUUCAUGCACAUGCGCAACAAAGCGCAGAAAAACUUCUUCAUGUCAGAAUUUGAGGUCCUCCGCAAGCUGGCACGGACGGACGGUGUCCUGAAGAUCCAUGACGCUUUCGAGACGGAUCGGACACUGAUUCUGGUCACAGAGAUCAUCACUGACCACGAGCUGCUAGACAAAGUUGUCAGUGAGGGUGACUGGACAGAGGCACGGGCCGCUGCCCUGGUCAGCCGCCUACUCGGCGUUCUCCGAGAACUGGAGGCGCUCAGAGUACUACAUCUAGAUAUCAAGCCAAGCAACAUCCGUGUGAACGGCGACCGCGUUAAGCUGCUUGGUUUCGGCGUGUCUCGUGUUCUUCUGGAGGAAGAGGAGGUUACACACAACUAUGGAAGUGUAGGUUACGCUUCACCGGAACAGGUCAACAACGACGUGCUAACAGCCAGGACAGAUGUAUGGAGCAUUGGAGUGCUGAUUUACAUAUUGCUAACAGGCAACGGCCCAUUUAAGGGCGCAUCCGAGCUGGAGAUUGUCCAGAAGAUGGGCCGCUGUGAGUGGGGAUUUGACGAUAAGGAGUUUGAGGGAUUCUCCCCCGAGGCCCGGGACUUAAUUACCAAACUGCUCGUGAAAGAUCCCAGCAAACGUCUGUCUGUGGACGAGUGCAUCGACCAUCCGUGGCUGCAGACAAAGUCCGCCGCCCGCCUGCCAACAGACAAGCUGCGCCUGUUCAACAACGCCGAGCAACUGAAGCGGGAGACAGAAAAGGUGUUCACCUCCGUGCAGUUACAGAGUUUCGCCAAAAUCCUGCACGGAACCCGAGCCCUGUACCAGCCCGCCGUGGACAUAGAGUCAGGGGAGAUCACCUUCCCUGACUGUGACGGGUACGGAGAUUACCUGGACGAGGAUGUCUGGUACGAAUGGCAACUACAGUACUUGGACGACCCUGACAGCCAGAUAUUCGCUAUCCGUGACAGCAGUUUCACCGUGCGGGAAAGCCGCCACGCUGGGGCACCCAAGUACGCCGCACCCCGUACAGACAAGAGAAACGAUGUCGAUGAUAUUGAUUCAGGCACCGGUGUCAUGUUCCGUGAUAAGCUGCAGACGACAAGUUUCUGGCCCGGACGUGACGUCACACUCUCGUGCGUGUUGGCUUGGAACCAGGACGGGGAACCGCCCGUGAUCACGUGGUAUAGGGACGAGACGUUAAUUACGGACGACUACAGAGCGGACUCCAACUUCAACACAGACACUGGCGAGGUAAGCCUGAAGGUCAUUAGCCCCAAGGACUACGACUCGGCCGUGUACAAGUGUGUGGCCCGUACACGCCAGGGGAGGGUGUCGAGUGAGGCGCGCCUUAUGCUUGGAGACUACCCGUCCAAGCCCGGCCGUCCGCUGGUGACGUCUGUAUCAGGCACGGAGGCGUUCCUAACGUGGUCACCGCCGGCGUCCGUCGGCAACACAUACCUGCUGGGAUACAGGGUCGACUAUAGAAGAGAAAGUGCUGGAGAGCGGCGUUGGACGUUGGGUCCGUACGUGACGGAGGAGUACGCUUUGAUUUCCGGUCUGGUUCCGGACUCCACGUACACGUUCCGCGUCUCCUGCACCAACAAAUACGGACCUAGUCCCUUCAGUUCGGCGUCUCUGGAGGUCCGGACACUUGCAGCUGAUGCACCGAAGGUGAGCCCGGCUCAGGAACUGAUACCUUUCAUGCAGUUCGUGAGCUUCCCACGUCAACAGCUCAUACUUCCGGCGAAGAGCCGCCGCCCGUCCCUUGCCCCGGAGGCCUCCAUCGAGCUGAAGGAGCAGGACCCGGCGGAAACAUAUGAAUUGCUGGACACCAUUGCUAGCGGUUCUUACGGUGAAUACAAACUGUGCACCAACAAAGAAUCAAAGAAACAAUAUGUCACCAAGAUAGUUUCCUACAACAAAGAAAACCAAUCAGAAAUCAUGCAUGAGUUCGACAUUCUACGUCACCUAAGCCACGCAAACGUCAUUUCCGUUUUCGAUGCUUACGUCAGCGGAAGCUCGUUUUACACGAUGUACGAGAACCUGACCGGAAUGAACGUAGUGCAGUACCUGUGUCUGAUGAAGUCUUAUAAGGAAGACCUAGUUGCAACGCUCGUAAGGCAGGUGAUCGAUGCCCUGCAAUACCUGCAGUUUUUUGGAAUCGCCCACCUGAACCUACAGCCUAGUAGCAUUGUAAUGGCGACUCGGAGGAGGCCAUUCGUGAAGCUGAGGGAUUUCACCCUGGCGAGGAAAUUGGAGGGAGAAAAGAUUGAGCGGGCACCUGUCGCUGGUUACCCAGACUUCACAGCUCCUGAAGUAUUGAAAGGCGAGCCUGUUUCCUUGACAACUGACCUGUGGACGCUAGGAGCGGUGACCUUCACCUUGUUAAGUGGCGUCUCCCCGUAUGGCGGUAAGGAGCUGGAAGACACCUUGUCCCGGAUACUGUUCGACCGCUACGACACACGUGACUUGCACGAGAACGUGUCCAAGGAGAGCGUCAAGUUUGUAACCGCUCUCAUGAGAAGAAUUCCCAAGAACCGCCCAUCAGUGAGUAAAUGUCUGGACUCCCAGUGGCUUCAACUAAGCGAGAGUAUGACAUCAUCUAGGGCCUCCCGGUCCUUCAAGUCGGACCGACUCCGGGCCUUCUCCGAUCGAUAUCUCGCACAGCGGGUCGACCCGCAUUAUCGGGCCGAUACUGUCGAUAUUGAAAAGCUGCCGAAGCCAACUGCAGGUCCUUUAGUUAAACCAAUUUUGAGCGACAAAAUCGUAAACCGUUAUGAACAGAUGAUGAAAAAGAGAAAUAUGCAGGCUUCCCUUGAUUCAUUCUCAAGGGAAACAAUGGCAGCUGAAAUAGCCCUCACGAUUGAGAGCGAUACUCCGUUUAUGGACAAAAUGGCUGAAAUCCUCGAUACACUGCCUGAUAGAAAGGUAGCCGAUACGGCUACUGCUAAAAGAACGGUAGUUGAAGUUGAUGAAGGUGGAAAGGAUGAAGGUAUCAAACAGAAAUCAGACAAGCAAGUUGAGACUCUUCCUAGUAACAUUGUAGACAAAUCUGAUACCAUUCUUUCAAGUAAGACAGAAGAAAUUAUUACGAAAACACAAGAUAAGGUUGAUGGGACAGCUAUCGAUGCAAGUCAAAAGAUGGAAAAUGAAUUUGCCGAAACAAAAGAUUUGGAGAAAGAGAAAAGUGAAGUAAAAACAGAUGCAAAUGUUAAGGACGAAACCGAUGGGAAAUCGAAAGUUGCUGUUUCUCAAGAUAGUAUGGCAGAAUUGAAACAGAAAGAAGAAAUUUCUAAAAUCAAGAAGGAGGAAGUAAUGACACAAACGGUGAUUGAUGAUGCCAGGUCAGAAAUUAUGAAAACAAAUCAAACAAGAACAAGCCAGAAAGUGACUCAGAAACAAGACGAGAAGUCCCUUGGAAGUGAUAAGUCAAAAACUGAUCAGAGUAAAAACACGGUAGAAGAGCAAAGUACAAAGACAAAGGAGACAUCUGAAUCAAAACCAGAUAGUAAGAUGGAUGCUACGAGUUCUCUGCAAAGUUCUGAUCAACAAUGUGAUGCAAAGGAAGGCAAAUUGGAAGCGGAAGCUGGGCAAAACACAACGGAAGCUCAGCAAACUUCAAAUACAAAUAUGACACCAACAGGCACUGUUCAAUCUUCUGAGAAAACGCCAGAAAUUACUGAGCAAAACAGACUUAAAACAGAUGAAAAGGCAAAUGAAGAACAUUCGUCCGUUACACUAAAGGAAGGCAUAGAUAAAUCAGAAUUAAGUUCAGAAACCAAGAUUGAUUCGAUCUCCCCUAUUGAGAAAACAAAUGUUGAAAUCACCUCAGAAAAUAAGAUAAGUAGUUCUCUUUCCGAUUCAGUUAGCACAGCUGAUACAGACAAUUUACAGGUCAAUGCGAACGAAAAGAUAUCAGACGGAGUUGUAGCAAAAAACAAAGUAUCAGAUGGUGUUGAUACCAGGAAUGAAAAUACUACAGCAAAUACAUCAGACAUUUGUGAACGAUCUUCAGCUGAACUUGUCGAUGCCUCUAGAUCAGGUCUAACAACUGCAGUUGAUCAGACAAAAGAGAAAAGCAUAACGGAAUCGCCAAAUAACCACGCAUUACAAGAAGAAAUUUCACCACAAGAAGCAAAUGAGACGGAAAAAGAACUUCAGACAGUACACAAUAAUAAACCAAAUGAACAUAACAAUGCGGAGAAAAAUGAAGAAUGCAUUAAAGAUAACAACGUUGAUGCAGAUAUUAAAAUUAAGCAAAAUACGAACGAGACUGUUGGCAAUGUGAAAAAUGACAAAGCGCUUGAUGAUUUUGAAAUUGAGACACUAAAUAAACAACAGGAACAAAAGAGUUAUGAUGAAAUGCAAAAUGAAGCUAAAGAUACUCUGGACACUGACAAAUGUGAACAAAGUGAUACUCAAGUUGAUUUAGUAAAAGACGGUAACAUUUCAUCAUCUAAUGAAGUUGACUCAAAAAGGCAGUCUGCCGAUGUGUUGAAGGAAACGAAAGUUGAUAGCCUUCUUGAACGGGAAGUUGCAGAAGAAAACGAGAAGAUUGAGUCACCACAGGAAACAGGCACAGCGCUUCAAUCCCAACUGUCAAAUAAACACCUUGAAGAAAAAUCAAGCAUAGUUUCAGAACAAGAAGAAAGUAUUGAAAGCGUUAAAUUCACAGAAAAUGUUUCGAAAGUAUCUGACUUAACAAAAGAAGAAGACAAUUCUGAAGCUCAAGAUAGUUCUACAGAAACAGCAUCUGGUAAGGCGGAAGAUAAUCAAAUUUAUAACACAAAUAAGAAUGCCAUAGUAGCUGAACAAAUAAAUGCAGAGUUGAAUACAAAUGCUGUUCAAGAGGUUUCUACCGAUUCCGAAAGAGUUGACGACAGUGUUAUCUCAACGGCAAAAGAAGAAAUCAGUAAAACUACGACAGCAAAUACUUCGGUUCAAGAAGCAUCUACAGAAAAAGCAUCUAGUAAGGCGGUUGAUGAUCAAAUGCAUGAAGCGAAUAAUGAUGACAUAAUAGCUGAACGAAAUAAUGCAGAGUUGAAUACGAAUAGUGUUCAAGAGGUUUCUACCGAUUACGAAACAGUUGACGGCUGUGUUUUUUCAAUGGCAAAAGAAGAAAUUAGUAAUACUGUGACCGCGCAUGCUGCAGUUGAAGAAAAACAGUCGGAAAAUGUAUCAACAAUGGAAGCAAGUAGGGAAGAAAACAAAUCUUCUGAAGAAGACAUUUUCGAAAGAUCUGUUGAAAAGCAAGAAAUUGUUGAAGUGAGUAGCAGUGUGAAAGGUAAAGACAUUGAGCUGCAUGAAAACAAAACGGAGAGCAUCAAGAGUGAUUUAAUUGCAAGUGAAAUGAAUGAGUUGAAUGCAAAACAAACCGUAGACGAAACUUCUAGCGAUACAAAUGUGGUUAUUUCCAAAGAGGAUGUUAAAGCUAAGAAUAUUAAAGCUGAAAUAAGUCAAGAGACGGGAGACAAUGAAGAGCGAGCGGAUAUCAGUGGCAAUGCAACUGACAUAUCUUCUACUGAGUCUGGAUCACUUAUAAAAUCACAGGAUUCAGCUCUAUUAGAUACAGACAAAACUGUGUCUGAAGAAAAUAAAUCAACAAUUAAAAUGGAAAAUACUGGUGAAACAAUUUUAGAAAAGUCCGUCCUCGAAUCUCAACUUGAAUCGAUAAGCGAAACUAGUGUAGCUAGACGCCUGUCAAAGGAGAUCACAGUUACACAGGUGGAGUCUGUGGAUUCGGCUCAUGCAAGUAUAUUACAACAGCAAGAUGAGUUGGCUAAGACAAAAAAUACUGACUUAGAAAAACGUGUUACUGAAUCCAUUACAGAAUCUUCAUUGGAUGUAAGUGAAACCGUGGUAAAUUCUGAAGAACAAGUGAGUGUUAUUUCUACUGAGGGUUAUAAUAAAAGUGUAGCAAAAGAAAUAACUGCUCAAUCGGAGCUUGUUGUAGAGAAACAGGAGGACUCUUGUGCAAAUGUCGGACAAUCUUUGGAUGAAGAACCGUUUUCUAUUGAAGUAAUUUCAUCGGAUAAAGAAGCACAAUCCUUACAAGAAGAAUUUGUAGAAAAGUUAGCGGAAUCACAUGUUAUUGUAAAUGAACAAACAAAAACACAGGUUGGCGGAGAAGCUGAACUAUCAGAAACAACUGUCAGCUCAACAGAUAUUGCUUUCGCAGAAACAUCCGAAGCACUAAAAGUAACGUCUGAAAGUUCUCAUUCAACUAGUGUUUCAGUUGAACAACGAAAAGAAACAUUAACGUCAGGGGAAGCUACUGUCGUCGAAAAUGCUUCAACCGCUGAAAGAGUUAUCGAGGAAAUCUCAACUAUAUCUUCUUCAGCAACUAAUACGGAAACAAUACUUACAUCAGAAACAUCCGUUGAACAACAGAAAGAAUCGUUAAUUGCUGGAGGUACAAUAACGGCAGAUAUAGAAAAUUUGGCAUUUGAAGAGGGAAUAACUGUUUCAAACACUGAGCAAAUAGCAACAGAAGAAGCAGAAACUCUCCUAGAGACCGCUAAAGUUACUGAGUCAAGGGAAACUGUACGUGAAUUUGCUAGUAACGAUGACGAGUUAGAAGAGAUGAAGAAAGAAAUACUCGAGGACACAAAAAUUCUUUCAGCUGACUGUGGAAAGUAUCUAAUGGGGAGCCAUGAGGAAACGCCGAAUGAGGAGGAGAUAGCUUCACAGGUCAAGUACAUGGACGACGCCCUAAUGUUUUGCUAAACACCGCACAGGUUGAGAAAACUUGUCGCAUGAAACAUUUCUGCGCAUAUGCAAACGAAAGUGUGCUCCUGUAUUUCCGCCCUACACCACCAGGAAAUGUUUCUAAUUUAUACAUAGCAACUCGGGAACACCUAUACGAAGUAUUUUACUGUGCAUUAGAUUGUACUUUUAUACAUGACUGUGUGGACACUGUGCAUUGCUGUACAAACAGCAACUUUUUGUAUAUAUAUAUUUAAGAUAUAAACCAAGUAGAUUUAUUUUGCACAUAUGAUCAAUUAUAUUAUAUUUAUAACAGUAUUUACGUGUAAGUAGUUGUUUGUGAAUCGAGAUAUAUUUUAGAACAAUGAUACGUGUUCUGUUUAUGUAAUAUACUGUUGAUGUUUAUUUAAUUCUAUAUUGUAGUUUGUUGGUUGAACCAUGUACCUGUUUAAGUCUAGAUAUUGGUGUGUGUAAUUGUAUGUAUUCACAUGUAUUUCAAUACACAUUUGCACUGUUUAUCAAUGUACUUUUGCACUGUUUAUCAAUGUACGUUUGCACGGUUUUUUCAAUAUACUUUUGCACAAUCUUAAUCAAGGAAACAUGUAUAUUGUUAUUUUUAGAAUAUGUAUUUUACCGUUAUAUAUUUUCAUGGUUUUGCCUCCAAUAACACAUUACUUUUUGCUAACUCAAAAGAAACAAAUGGAAAAUCUAUCAAGUUGAAAGAAUGUUUAAUGAAUGUGUCAUAAACAGUUAUAUAUAGGAAAUAUUAUCAACCGUUAAUGAAGAGUAAAUGUCAAAAACUGUUAACGAAGAGUAAAUGUCAAAAGCCGUUUAUGAAGAGUAAAUGUCAAAAGCCGUUUAUGAAGAUUAAAUGUCAUAACACUUAAUGAAGAGUAAAUGUCAAAAGCCGUUUAUGAAGAGAAAAUGUCAAAAACUGUUAACGAAGAGUAAAUGUCAAAAGCCGUUUAUGAAGAGUAAAUGUCAAAAGCCGUUUAUGAAGAUUAAAUGUCAUAACACUUAAUGAAGAGUAAAUGUCAAAAGCCGUUUAUGAAGAGAAAAUGUCAAAAACUGUUAACGAAGAGUAAAUGUCAAAAGCCGUUUAUGAAGAGUAAAUGUCAAAAACUGUUAACGAAGAGAAAAUGUCAAAAGCCGUUUAUGAAGAGUAAAUGUCAAAAACUGUUAACGAAGAGUAAAUGUCAAAAGCCGUUUAUGAAGAGAAAAUGUCAAAAACUGUUAACGAAGAGUAAAUGUCAAAAGCCGUUUAUGAAGGGUAAAUGUCAAAAACUGUUAACGAAGAGUAAAUGUCAAAAGCCGUUUAUGAAGAGUAAAUGUCAAAAACUGUUAACGAAGAGUAAAUGUCAAAAGCCGUUUAUGAAGAGUAAAUGUCAAAAACUGUUAACGAAGAGUAAAUGUCAAAAGCCGUUUAUGAAGAGAAAAUGUCAAAAACUGUUAACGAAGAGUAAAUGUCAAAAGCCGUUUAUGAAGAGAAAAUGUCAAAAACUGUUAACGAAGAGUAAAUGUCAAAAGCCGUUUAUGAAGGGUAAAUGUCAAAAACUGUUAACGAAGAGUAAAUGUCAAAAGCCGUUUAUGAAGGGUAAAUGUCAAAAGCCGUUUAUGAAGAGAAAAUGUCAAAAGCCGUUUAUGAAGAGAAAAUGUCAAAAGCCCUCAAUAAAGAUGAAAUAUCAUAGCCCUUUAUGAAGAAUAAAUGUCAUAACACUUAAUGAAGAGUAAAUGUCAAAGGCCCUUAAUAAUACAAACACAAAUUAUGAUGUAUAAACCUAUACAAAAAAUUUCACCUUGCAGUAGAAUGUAGUGUAUAUGUUGAACAGUUUGCACGUUGUUAUGCCUUAGUUAACACCAGUUGUAUUUAUAACCUCUUACAUAUUUUGGAUUUGUGUGGUAUGUACACUACUAUUUAUGUACACUAAAUAAACCUUAUGAAGCAAUUCUUUCGUUAAAUAUCU